Molecule: messenger RNA, 2170 nt
Organism: Pelagomonas calceolata
Lineage: Eukaryota; Pelagophyceae; Pelagomonadales; Pelagomonadaceae
Source: the annotation of a GenBank genome assembly
GGAUUAUAUUGGUGCGCGCGCCGCGGAAGCUGGCCUACGAAUGACCUUCUUCUUCACAGACCAUCCUCUAUUAGGCCUCGGCCUCGUCGCAUUGAUCCUCGGCCACGCGGUAGCCUUGGCCUGGUGGGUGAAACAAGCUAUGAAGCCGAUGGCGCGAGGCAGCGGCGACCCCUGGCUGCUCCAGAAGAACAAAUGAGGCCCUUCGCAGUUAUCAGAGAGGCGCUUACUGAAGCGCAGCUCGAGGCCUUGCGCGGCGAGGCCGACGCGUUGGCGGCGGAAGCUCCGCCCUCGCUCGAGAAUGGGUGUGUGUGUGAACCUUUGAAAGAUCAACCGGAAGGUGAUUGGCGCAUUGAUAGAGCGGCCUACGUCGCCGCACGGAAACGCCCUCCAGCAGAAAGGGUGCUCUUCGAAGUGCUGCCUCGAAUCGCGGAGCAGCACCUCGGUUCAUCACAGGUAGUGCUCUUCAACGAGCACUACGUCGUCAAGCCACCUUGUACGUCCGUCGAAUUCCGCUGGCACGCCGACGCCGAGCUCCAGAUCCCGGGCUGGAGUCCGGAGACGUGCCCGCGCUACGUGAGCUGCUGGUGUGCGUUGGACGAUUGUGAUGAGGCGAACGGCUGCCUCGUCGUCAAACAUGCGGGUGAGGCGGUGCCCGUCCGCUGCGGCGCCGGCGACGUCGUAUUAUUGGCGGACGACUGCGUUCAUUCGUCUGGUGCCAACGCGUCGUCAUCUGCGAGGCGCGCCUACUACGCGCAGUACUCUUCGGCACCCAUCGUGGCCGGCGCGGGGCCCCUGCGGCUGGCGAUCCCGUGUCCUCCGCCGGCGCCCGUCGAGCUGCCCGUCCAGCGCGCGGUGCUCUUCCCCGAGCUCGUCGGGCGCGGGCCGCCGGCCGGCGCGGCGCCGGCGCCGGUCGCGGCGCCCGCGCCCAAACCGGAGCCGCCGGCCGCGCCGACGACGGCCCCGCCGCCGCGCAAGCGGCCCCGCCUCAACUUACGAGGCCCGGACGUCGACGACUGUCUGAGGGAGCUCCGCGCCAUCACCACCCAGGCCGCCGUCGACGCGCCCGACGCGUCGCUGCUCGAGGCGGCCGCCGCCAAUCAAGGGAAUGAGGAGGCCUGGCGUUUGGUGUGCGACAAGGCCUACCAGGUGCUGCACGACCCUUCACGGCACUGGCGCGACGCUCCUAUCGAGUGGAGAAGAGCUUACGCCGUGGCUGCUUAUUAUAGAGCGUCUUUACUAGAUGAUGUUGAGGAAGCGGUCCGACAGGCGGACCUAGGGCUCAUGCUCGGUGAUACAAGACACAGAUCACAACUACUAGAACUCAUCGAGGCGCUGGACCCCGAACCUUCAACAUAUGAAGGACCGCCGUGGAAAAGUCCGAUGCCCAAUUCCUGUGCUCGUAGUGUCUCCUCCUCGCAGGAUAUCUUGCGAUUGUCAGCACCAUCAAUCUCCACAUUCAAGAAUGAAUGCUUUGACGUGUCAACACCAGCGGUACUCGAGGGCUGCAUAGAGCACUGGCCGGCGCUACAAAAGUGGUCGGACCUGGGCUAUUUGGACCAUGUGGCUGGGAGACGUUUGGUACCCGUCGAGUUGGGACGACACUACUUGGAUGAGAAAAUGAACGAGCAGCUCAUGCCCCUCUCUUCGUUCCUGCGGGAAUACGUGCAAAGGGGCGAUGCCCAGGCUUAUCUCGCGCAGCACGCUUUAUUAGAUCAAAUACCUAGAUUGAGGAGAGAUAUAGCGAGUCAUGACUACUGCGGGUGUGGCGAGGGAGACGUGAUUCAGAACGCGUGGAUCGGCUACGGUACCAUUAGUCCCUUGCAUCGAGAUAAGUCGCACAACCUGCUCGCGCAAGUCGUCGGCGCGAAAUAUGUUCGACUAUAUGCGCCGUCGGAGUCGUCUUCAUUAUAUCCUGUCUCAGACGGUGUCCACCGGGACGUGUCGUCGCAAAUUGAUCUGGACGCGUUUUCUCCGACCAAUCCUUAUAAAAGAAGGGAGGCGCUCCGGAAGUUCCCGCUCUUUGAAAGUGCGUCCUAUGUCGAUCUCAUAUUAUUGAAGGGCGAGGUCCUGUACAUCCCGCCGGGCUGGUGGCAUUAUGUCGAAGCUCUCGAAUACUCGUGUAGCGUGUCGUCGUGGUGGGGCCGACGACGCGAGUAAUAUCAUUAUGUCG